AUGGUUGUAGGAGAAUCGUCCCAUGUCAUUGACAAGUUAGCUUUAAGUAGUACGGUACCUAAAGCAAAGCCUAGUUGGGUUCCUCUCUCAAGCCUUUCCACAACUACCAUUCGAGAUGAUUUUAUGGCUCUACCACAUCUGUCAUUCCACCUAACUACAGCAGACACGCGAAAGCGAUCAACUGGUGAUGAUUCCGAAUCGUCGAUUGUGGAUACGAAAAGAAAGUGA
This is a messenger RNA of Rodentolepis nana, 228 nucleotides long. The record is from the annotation of a GenBank genome assembly. Lineage: Eukaryota; Metazoa; Platyhelminthes; Cestoda; Cyclophyllidea; Hymenolepididae.